Molecule: messenger RNA, 1843 nt
Organism: Lepisosteus oculatus (spotted gar)
Lineage: Eukaryota; Metazoa; Chordata; Actinopteri; Semionotiformes; Lepisosteidae
Source: RefSeq, a predicted model, not a curated record
AUGCUCUUCCGGGGUCAAAGCCGCAACACAGCUGGUUUGUUUUGUAUGACUGGUACGCCAAAGUGAUGAGUCCUUCUUCGAUUUGAAGUGAUCUGCAGCCUCAAGUCCUUAUGAGCCAUCAGCGCAUCUAACUAGGAGUUUAUCGUCAAAGUCAAAUCUCUUUCGAUUUAUUUAUAAUAAGAAUAAAACUGCCUCAAAAAUGAACGUGACACUGGCUGUGAAGCAGUACAUCUCCAAGAUGAUCGAAAGCAGCGGCCCAGGCAUGAAGGUGCUUCUGAUGGACAAGGAGACGACCAGCAUCGUGAGCGUGGUGUACAUGCAGUCGGAGAUCCUGCAGAAGGAGGUCUACCUCUUCGAGCGGAUCGACUCGCAGAACAGGGAGAACAUGAAGCACCUGAAGGCGAUCUGCUUCCUCCGGCCAACCAAGGAGAACAUCGAACACCUGAUCCAGGAGCUCCACCGGCCCAAGUACAGCGUCUACUUCAUCUUCUUCAGCAACGUGAUCAGCAAGAGCGAGGUGAAGGCUCUGGCGGAGGCCGACGAGCAGGAGGUCGUGGCCGAGGUGCAGGAGUUCUACGGAGACUUCAUCGCUGUGAACCCUCAUCUCUUCUCCCUCAAUCUCCUGGGCUGUGCACGGGGCCGGAGCUGGGAGCCCGCCGUGCUGGCCCGCACCACGCAGGGCCUGACCUCCGUCCUCCUGGCCUUGAAGAAGUGCCCCAUGAUCCGCUACCAGCUGUCCUCCGACAUGGCCAAGAGGCUGGCCGAGAGCGUCAAGCAAAUCAUCACCAAGGAGUACGAGCUGUUUGACUUCAGGAAGACGGAGGUGCCCCCACUUCUGCUCAUCCUGGACCGCAGCGACGAUGCCAUCACGCCCCUUCUGAGCCAGUGGACGUACCAGGCCAUGGUCCAUGAGCUCCUGGGUCUCAACAACAACCGCAUCGACCUGUCCCGCGUGCCGGGCAUCAGCAAGGACCUGCGGGAGGUGGUGCUGUCUGCAGAGAGCGACGAGUUCUACGCCAACAACCUGUACCUGAAUUUUGGAGAGAUCGGCACCAACAUCAAGAACCUGAUGGAGGACUUCCAGAAGAAGAAGCCCAAAGGACAGCAGAAGCUGGAGUCCAUCGCAGACAUGAAGGCCUUCGUGGAUAACUACCCGCAGUUCAAGAAGAUGUCCGGCACGGUGUCGAAGCACGUGACCGUGGUGGGGGAACUGUCGCGCCUGGUCAGCGAGAGGCACCUGAUGGAGGUGUCGGAGGUGGAACAGGAGCUAGCCUGCCAGAACGACCACUCCAGCGCGCACCAGAACGUGCGCCGGCUCCUGCAGCACCCCAAGGUGACGGAGCUGGACGCGGCCCGGCUGGUGAUGCUGUACGCCCUGCGCUACGAGCGGCACAGCAGCAACAACCUGCCGGGGCUGAUGGAGGACCUGAGCCGGAAGGGCGUCUCCGAGCGCCUGCGCAAGAUGGUGCAGUCCGUGGUGGAGUACGGGGGGAAGAGGGUGAGAGGAAGUGACCUCGUCACGCCCACGGACGCGGUGGCCAUCACCAAGCAGUUCUUCAAAGGGCUCAAGGGGGUGGAGAAUGUCUACACCCAACACCAGCCCCUGCUGCAGGAGACCCUGGACCAGCUGAUGAAGGCCAGGCUGAAGGACAGCCAGUACCCCUACCUCGGACCAAGCACCCUGCGAGACAGGCCGCAGGACAUCAUCGUCUUCCUCAUCGGGGGGGCCACCUACGAGGAGGCGCUGACCGUCUACAACCUGAACCGCACCACCCCGGGGGUCCGCGUCGUGCUGGGGGGCACCACCAUCCAUAACACCAAGAGGUGAGUCCCCGCCGAGCAG